CGAACUUCAACUCUCCGAUUCAAUCAAUAAUACGCAUUUACCGCGCCAGAAGACCGGCGCGCACCAUCGUUUGGGCCAUUGAGUGCCAGAUCCUCAGCUGUUCAUUCCUUGGUCUGCCGGGCUUGGUCCCUCAAACCUCCGGCCUUCUAUCCGCGCGUGGCAUUCGCCUUUAAUCCGCUUGUCGCGCACAGCCAGUGCCAUUCGAAUCCAAUCUCAGUCGCAAAGCAUGGCGGCACCUCACACUGCUGCUCAGCAGCACCAGCAUCCUCAGGGCCAAGGCCUCCCUUCUAUUAGCAGCCUGACCAAUGGUCUUCCACCUUCCGCGCCAAUAUCGCCCGACCAGCAAUCCGCCUCAGACUCGACACGCGAUUCGGGUACCUGGCCGCAACCGCAGAGCAAGCACAAUUCGGCCAACAGUCAAGGCCUACAAGUCCACACAUUGCUGAACCCGGAUGAAUCACCAUCCCGCCACUCUGUCCCCAGCACCCCGCUGUCGGCGCGGGUGCCAAACUCGGCUCAAUCAGCCGGAUCUCAACUGCCUUCUAUCAAUCAAGGCUUCAACGAUGGAUCGAAUCAUCUGGCGCCACAUUUAGACUCGCGACGAAGCAGCGUAGACAGCCGCAUGCACCAGGGAUUCAACUCGUUAUACAUAAAUGCGCCAACAUCGCCAUACGAGAGCGCGAAUAACUCUCAACUUUCUCUAGCUGCAAGUUUACGGAAUCCAAACAAUGGCAGGACGCCAAUGUCACCGCUCAGUGCUCGUUCUGGUAGUCGUGGUGGACUCACCGCGCCCAGAAUUGCGCCUCCUAUCAUGCCCGUAGGACGAGGUCCUGGUGUUCCCGAUCCUACCGCCGCCAAACCAACUCAAGGCUAUGCUUGGGCUUUCCCUGACGGCCCUAUACCAGAAGAACGACGCGGUUCGGAUAGUGGCGAGUCCAGCGCUGGACAUAUGUCCAGGCAAAACAGCUUUGCGGCUUCUUCCGUGCGCAGCAGCAUUUUUUCGACUGACUCUCAGCUCCCAGCUGGCCAGCGUACGUUUACCGAAGAUGAAGCGGCUACCACACAUCACCAUUCCAUGCAGCAUCGGACAAUUCAAAGCUUGCAGAGCGAAAGUAUGCCUCCGCAGGGCGUUGGCAAUUACAGCCGAACACCCGAGUUACGAGUGAGUCACAAGCUCGCUGAGAGGAAACGAAGAAGCGAGAUGAAAGACCUCUUCGAAGAGCUCAACAAAGCAGUUCCUGCCAACGGCGGCACCAAGGCAAGCAAGUGGGAGAUUCUCACAAAAGCCAUUGAUUACAUACGAAGUGUACAGCACAAUGAGCGUCAACUCCAUGCUGAAGUACAGCGACUACAACGAGACACCGAGUACGGUCGCGAGGCACAUAAGGAGAACGAGAUGCUCAAGACCGAAGUUCAAGUAAUGCAGCAACAUCUUCGCCGUCUACAGCCGGACAACCCUCAUAUCUAUGGUCAUUUCACAUCGCAACUCAGCCAACAACAGUCCCAAGGUCAGACGAACGGAUCUUCCGGAAUUUCACUGCCGCCAUUGAACACAGCACAAGGUGGCGGGCCAACUCCUUUCAAUGGUGUUGCGCCGUCAGCUCCGAUGGAGGGCGUGGCAUAUGGAGGCGGAUACGGGAGGUGAUGAUAUCCGAACUGCGCAUCUCUACCGCAUACAUCCUUCAUUGCUUACUGCAAUUGACGAACAUCUUCUGCGGGCCUGAGCUUUCCCCCGCUUUCCGGCGUCCUGAGUGUGAGCACUAUAUACCAUAUUCGCGAGUGAUUGUGCGGAGAUUCUGUACCGCAUGGGUGACAUGGGAUUGUGCGUGCGUAUGUAUUUUUUGUUUUGGCUGGGCUGGCUUUGACGGAGGGGCGACAGAACAGUUGCAAACUGUAAAACGUAGCCCUCUCGGCGUUGUUCUAUUGUGUGCAUCAUACUCGAGCGAGUGGCUCGGGUGAUGUAUUCUAGCAUAGCAAGCGGCACCAAAAUGCGAACUUGUGCAAG
This is a messenger RNA of Pseudocercospora fijiensis CIRAD86, 2005 nucleotides long. RefSeq lists its product as uncharacterized. Gene Ontology annotation, biological process: positive regulation of transcription by RNA polymerase II. The transcript is spliced from 5 exons. The coding region runs from base 227 to 1645 and encodes 472 amino acids. Gene Ontology annotation, cellular component: RNA polymerase II transcription regulator complex. Lineage: Eukaryota; Fungi; Ascomycota; Dothideomycetes; Mycosphaerellales; Mycosphaerellaceae. Gene Ontology annotation, molecular function: protein dimerization activity; DNA-binding transcription factor activity. The record is from RefSeq and is a predicted model, not a curated record.